AUGUUCAGGACUUCUCGAUCACGUAUUAUUGCUCAAAAUAAGGUUGUCAGUUGUAAAUUGAGUUCAAUGUGUGUUCCUCUACGUGCUUCUUUCUUAAUUCAUCGACGUAAGAUGAAGAUCCCAACUGGCAGAUUUUUCUCCUCUACUCCUAAUUCUGAAAAAUCGGAUCCUAGUAAAGGGAAGUAUAGGGGUACGAUCUUAACGCUAUUGGGUGCUUUAGCAAUAGGUUCAACAUUAUUUUCCAUUGGAUACCAGAGAAGCUCUCCGAAAGAAUUGCUCGAGGAUAACGAACAUACUGGUGAUAGCCCAGGUAAUCUGGCGCAAGAUGUCUCUGUGAUUUUCGUUUUGGGUGGACCAGGUGCUGGAAAGGGUACUCAGUGUGCAAGAUUAGUUGAGAAACUGGGAUUUGUCCAUGUGGGUGCAGGCGAUCUCUUGAGAGAUGAACAAAACAGACCUGGGUCGCAAUACGGCGAUUUGAUCAAAGACUAUAUCAAGGAAGGUUUGAUAGUUCCACAAGAAAUCACUGUAGCGUUGUUAAAGAGGGCGAUCGAAGAGAGUUAUAAAAAGGGUAAGAAGAACUUUUUGGUCGAUGGCUUCCCAAGAAAGAUGGACCAGGCGAUUACUUUUGAAAAGGAAGUCACGCCAAGCAAGUUUGUAUUAUUCUUUGAUUGUCCAGAGAAAGUCAUGCUGGAAAGAUUAUUGGUCAGAAGCCAGACUAGUGGUAGAACAGAUGACAAUAUUGAAUCCAUUAAAAAGAGAUUUAAGACUUUCAUUGACACAAGCCUUCCCGUAGUUGAAUAUUUUGAAGCUCAAGACAGAGUUGUUAAGAUUCGUUGUGAUCAACCAGUCGAUCAAGUGUACAACCAUGUUGAAAACGAAGUGAGUAGAAGGUUAGGAGUUAAAUAA
This is a messenger RNA of Eremothecium cymbalariae DBVPG#7215, 906 nucleotides long. RefSeq names its product bifunctional uridylate/adenylate kinase. NCBI's taxonomy places the organism in Eukaryota, Fungi, Ascomycota, Saccharomycetes, Saccharomycetales, Saccharomycetaceae. Gene Ontology annotation, biological process: 'de novo' pyrimidine nucleobase biosynthetic process; CDP biosynthetic process; UDP biosynthetic process. Gene Ontology annotation, molecular function: ATP binding; UMP kinase activity. The record is from RefSeq and is a predicted model, not a curated record. The coding region runs from base 1 to 906 and encodes 301 amino acids. The transcript has a single exon. Gene Ontology annotation, cellular component: cytoplasm; nucleus.